Setaria italica (foxtail millet) is the source of this 961-nucleotide messenger RNA. RefSeq names its product signal peptidase complex-like protein DTM1. Gene Ontology annotation, cellular component: signal peptidase complex; endoplasmic reticulum membrane. NCBI's taxonomy places the organism in Eukaryota, Viridiplantae, Streptophyta, Magnoliopsida, Poales, Poaceae. Gene Ontology annotation, biological process: anther wall tapetum development. The transcript has 2 exons. Bases 2 to 589 code for a protein of 195 amino acids. The record is from RefSeq and is a predicted model, not a curated record.
CAUGUCCCCGCGCCAGAGCCCCCGCCCGAAGAGAGACCACCAGCAGCAAAGCGAGCCGGACGGCCAGCGGGGAAGGAAAUCGAGACAAGCGGCGGCGGCGGCGGCGGCGGCAGCAGCAGCGCAGGGCGCACGCGCUUCUCGUUUCGUGUCCCCAGGAAGGGGAAGGGACGGAGGCAGGGAGCCGAAGCUUCGAGAAGGGUUGUUCGGUCGAGGAGGAACGGGGAGGCUGGCGGCCGAGGGCCCGGGCGGCAUGGGGAGGGACGAGCUGCUGCGGCGGAGCCUCGUGGCGCUGGCGGCGGUCGUGGUGAUUACGGGGCUUGCCACGGCGUCGCUGCGGAAGGCGGCGGCCACGUACGGCUUCGGCAUCCUGGCCAUCGCCGGCGUGCUGCUCCCGGACUGGGAGUUCUUCGACCGCGACUUCUCCCAGUGGCUCACCCCCAUGCCCGCCUCCCGCCGCACCGCCGCGGCCGCCGCCGCCGAGCGCGAGCACGACGUCUGGAAAUUCAAGCCCUACCCGCUCAGGAUGGCCAUGCUGACGACGAUCUACGGGUUCGGGCUAUACAAGUGGUGGAUGUACGUAUCUAGCUAGUGGAUCCUCCUCUUUCCCCCCUGUAGUAAAGUUCUUUUUUUGGAAGAAACACCAUGACAUUGCCUUCUCAUGUCCCACCAUUCUUCAUUGUGAUCAGAUCAGCCAGUUAUAUAUUUGCCUGGUUAUACGCUGCUGAUACGAAAAAAAAUCUUCUGAUGGGAAACUCCCGACACAAGUUGAUUGUAUGUAACUAGCGGGUUUUGUAAUGUGGAAACGCCAUCAUUCUUAUUUCUUAGCUUGAAAACACGAAGCUAGGUUUUAUUCCUUCUCCUCUUCGUCACUCUUGCAGCCUUCCUUCAUGAAUCAUGAUGCUUCUCCAUCAGAAACCUUUGAUUUUCGGAGGAAUAUGAAUAUAUAUAGUACUGUGCCUCA